Messenger RNA from Tinamus guttatus (white-throated tinamou), 384 nucleotides. NCBI's taxonomy places the organism in Eukaryota, Metazoa, Chordata, Aves, Tinamiformes, Tinamidae. The record is from RefSeq and is a predicted model, not a curated record.
GGCGAGAAGGGGGACCCCGGCCAGACGGGAUCACAAGGACGUGUGGGGCCACCAGGUCCUCCUGGAGAGCCGGGCCGCCACGGGCUGCCUGGCCCUCCGGGACCCGUGGGGCCGCCGGGCACCCCAGGACAGAUCAUCGAGCGGCCAAGCAAGGGGGACAGGGGAUUCCCAGGAGCUGACGGGGUGCCAGGAAGCCCCGGGCGCCCCGGGACCGCCGGGGCCCCUGGGCAGCCGGGCAAUCCGGGCAUCCCUGGCCCCCGAGGGGAUCCCGGCCCAGGGGGGCCAACAGGACUCUCUAAAGCGAAGGGGGAGAAGGGCGAGCCGGGCGAUCCCAGGGUGGUCGUGGGCGGCGAGCAGGGACGGAAAGGGGAGCCAGGCGCACCG